CUAAAAUGAAGGCAACAAUCUUAUUUCUGCUAUUUUCAUCCUUAUUUCUUCUAAACUCAUCACGAACACUCAAUGUUCUCCAACAACUCUCAAGUGAAGAUAACAAAAUAAUAAAUUCCGUUUGUAAAAUUGUCAAUGACAUCACAGAGUCAAAGAAUGACACACGAGACAUUUUGGUUGGAUAUAUUGGUGGUAAUCAAUGGUCACAGGCUGUAAAUGACGUUGCAAAGUGUAUUGCAGAUAAGAAAGCUGUUGUUAUGACUGAUUUCUUGACAAUCGCAACGGAAAGUACAUUGAAAAAAGCAUCAGUGAUAGUUUUGGUGUCUUAUCAAGCUGACAGGAACCUGAUAAGACAGCUCAUCUCAAGUCAGCUAUUUUCAUCUGUUUGGCACCACAUGGCUAAGAUUAUCUGUAUCGUACCUAAAUCCACAUCAAUUUUCCAUCGCACUGCAAUUUUAAAUACAUUUGCAAGCCUUGGCUUCUACAAUGUUGUUACUGUACACGAAAAUGAUAAGGACGAAAUUGUUGUUGAUGUUCUGAACCCUCCAACGGGUAAAAUGAGUCUUAUAAUCAAUCCAGAUGACAGUGCACAGCUAUUCCCAGAUAAAUUAAAGGACAUGGCAGGUUAUCCUUAUAAAAUUCCAGUCAUUAUUCAGCCACCAUUGGUUCAAAUUAGAGGUAAACAAAUCAGAUCACCGAUGAUUCAUUUUUUGAAGGACGUCAGUGAGAAGCAAAAUGCAGGCAUUCAGUUUACUAUUCAACCUGAUGGAGCUCACUUGGGCAAGUCUUGGGAGACCCGACAAAUGCAUCUGACGAUCAACACUGCUGCAUCAUUUGACAAUCCUGAGCCGAAAUUGAUAAAUUAUGAAAAAAGAGGCUUUUGUGCAUUGAUUCCGAUUCCUCAGAAAACCUUGACAUUCCGGAUCAUGAUUAUCAUGCCAUUUGACUAUCUCAUUUGGGCUCCUUUGGUCCUUUCAAUAGCUGGUUCCUUCGCUGUUUGGUGGCUCUAUUGUGGACGUGGUGCUGUUGACUCUCAUUGGCUACUUCUUGCUGAGAUCUAUAAAUUGUUCUUCGGUCAAGGCUUCACAUUGUCAAGGAACAACCAUUUCAUGCUGUUGACCCUUAUGCAGCUGAUCUGCUGGUUAAUAUUCAUCAUCAGCAACGCAUACCAAAGUGAAAUCACAUCCUGCAUGAUUGAACCGUUCCAUGAGAACCGACUACAAACUGUUGCAGACUUACUGGCUUCAAAUCAUGAAAUUGUAACUGAUGAAGGCUUUGCAUUUAUUAUCAAGGACGUCGAUGAAUUUGAGGCACUAAGGAUGAUGAUCAAAAAGACUGACUUACAACUUCAUGAACGAUUUGAAGAGGAAGUGACUCAGAAGCACUCAGUUAUGAUCAGCAUGUGUGAUACAUUUGAGCAUGAUUUGAACAGAUUGCUUGAUAAUGGACGAUAUAUAAAUGAUGAUUACUACAUCCUGCCUGAACCUAUUCUAUGGGAGUUUGUGAGACUUGAAGCAAGCUACUUGAAUCCAUUUUUGGAAAGGUUUCAGUUCUACAUGGACUUGUCAUUUCAAGCUGGAUUGCCUCAUAUGUGGAAGGUUCUUGAGAAUUUGGAUCAAUCGAGAUACGCAAUGAUUGAUGCAUCCGAUGUUCCUGACAGUUUGCGUUUUGAGGAUCUUCAUGAAGUCUUUAGGGUUUUGGGAAUUGGAUUGAUAGCUUCAAUUUUUGUGUUUUUGUUUGAAAUUUUUUAUCACGACUGUUUGAGAUAUUUUGAUGUUCGAGGUUUUGUUAAGGAUUUGAGGAUCAAGAUGUGCAGUUGGGUUGAAAAGAUAAGAAUAUCAAAGCAAAGAGUGCGGAUCAUUAAGGUUCAAUCUAGAAAUAAUUAAACAUUUACCCUAAACUCAACCAUUUGGUUCAGAUGAGGAUAUCCAGGAGAAGUCCUGAUUUUAAGCCUUGCAAGCAGUGUCUGCACUUGUGGCUAUCAAAUAGAAUCUUGCAAAUUCAACACGUGUUGCUCGGGUAGCAAAGCUUAAAACUUACGAAAUUUCCCACUAGCCACACUUUCUAUUCUUCUCAACAGCCCACGACACACGGAAGGUCAUAAAAACUUUUAAAAACAAAUAAAACUUUC
Messenger RNA from Chironomus riparius, 2131 nucleotides. The record is from the annotation of a GenBank genome assembly. NCBI's taxonomy places the organism in Eukaryota, Metazoa, Arthropoda, Insecta, Diptera, Chironomidae.